Molecule: messenger RNA, 1005 nt
Organism: Apis mellifera (honey bee)
Lineage: Eukaryota; Metazoa; Arthropoda; Insecta; Hymenoptera; Apidae
Gene: TpnCIIb
Product: troponin C type IIb
Exons: 4
Coding region: 162-749 (195 amino acids)
Molecular function (GO): calcium ion binding; enzyme regulator activity
Source: RefSeq, a predicted model, not a curated record
AUCCGGAUCCGCCGACUGGUCGCCGCUGGGAAACGAGGCGAGGAAUGGAAUUCGCCUCAUAAAUAGAUAUGCGCGCCUCCUCCCGCAGCUGGAUCCUCUUCACACACACGCGCGCGCGCGCGCGUCAACAAGUAUAUAGUUUCCAUUUCCCGUAGCCGCGGAUGGAAGGUCGCGAGUGUUUAAUCUUUUUGGAGAACAGCUGGCCCCCCCGCAUUUUAUUUCCACGGAAUGCGUAUACAUUCAACUUCAAAGAGGAUCGAUCGAUCCUCGAGGCGAGGUGGCGGUCUCGAAAUCGAUUUAUCGCUUCCAACAACAACACGGCUAGCAUGCUGAGGAGAGCCUUCUCCAUGUUCGAUUCGACCAAGUCGGGGCGGAUCGAGAAGGAAAAAGUGAGGACGAUCCUCAACACCCUGGGACACACUUUCGACGAUCACGAGCUCGAGGUGUUGCUCAAACAGGAGGACGAGGAAGGAAGCGGCAAAUUAAAUUUCGACUCGUUCUAUCGGGUUGCCUGCCACUUCCAAGAGGAGGACGACGAGGCCCUGCAGAAGGAGUUGAAAGAGGCUUUCAGGCUUUACGACAAGGAGGGGAACGGGUACAUUCCAACCAGCUCUCUCAGGGAGAUCCUCGCUGCUCUCGACGACCAGAUAACGCCCGAUCAAAUGGACGGAAUGAUCGCUGAAAUUGAUACAGACGGAUCCGGAACCGUCGACUUUGACGAAUUCAUGGAGAUGAUGACCGGCGAUUAGAAAUUUCGACUAUAGGGUAUUCCAAGUGUCGGGAUGGCUGCACACUCUCUUCCUCCUAUUAUUCUUAUCGAUCGGAUGGACAGCGGAAGGCGGCUCUCUUUUCAAAUUCCAUUCGGGAGAAAAACCGAGCGCGCAAUCAUUCAUUCGGAUUGGGAAGCAAGGAUAAGAAGGAUCGGACCCGAUUGUUUCUCUCACGCGUUCGAUUGUAACGAAAUCAUUGCAUUGGAUCAUUAAACUCUGCUAAAGAAGGGGAAAA